Pelmatolapia mariae (spotted tilapia) is the source of this 4371-nucleotide messenger RNA. It is a transcript of the gene lpar1, whose product is annotated as lysophosphatidic acid receptor 1. Bases 423 to 1484 code for a protein of 353 amino acids. The transcript is spliced from 3 exons. Gene Ontology annotation, biological process: adenylate cyclase-activating G protein-coupled receptor signaling pathway; regulation of metabolic process; neurogenesis. Lineage: Eukaryota; Metazoa; Chordata; Actinopteri; Cichliformes; Cichlidae. Gene Ontology annotation, cellular component: plasma membrane; cytoplasm. The record is from RefSeq and is a predicted model, not a curated record. Gene Ontology annotation, molecular function: lysophosphatidic acid receptor activity.
CCGCGCCAGCGCAGAGAGGCACGGAGACGAAGCAGAGAGCGCAAAGGCUUCGACAUCUGGGGGGGAAAUUAAAACAACUUGCAUUUUUGAAAAAAACAGCCAAAAAACAACAAAGCCAAAAAACAAACAAAAUCGGGACAUAGCGGUGGGAAAAUUUGACCGAUCUUUCGCUUUUUUCCCCUGCACGGACAUAAAAUGAAAGGGUUACCUGGCUGCAUGUUGGAUUUUAAAUCUUAUAUUACACCGCUGCGGCGUUGACUUCAGAGUUGCGCAGGCAGAGUCUGUAUGAGUUGUCUGUUGGAGGAAUUUUAGACACUCCGGAUCAAACUUGAGUUGGACAUCCAGGAACCAGUCAGGGAGUAAGCUAAACCACCUACCCACUGCUCUCACUGCAUGCAGGACACUUAAACACCACUACAACCAUGGAUGAGGAACAAUGCUACUAUAAUGAGAGCAUCACCUUUUUCUACAACCGCAGCGACAAGCCUCUUUAUAACGACUGGGACACCUACAGCCGGUUGGUGAUGGGCCUUGGCAUCACUGUGUGCAUUUUCAUCAUGCUCGCCAACCUUCUGGUAAUGAUCGCCAUCUACGUCAACAGGAGAUUCCACUUCCCCAUUUACUACCUGAUGGCCAACCUGGCAGCUGCUGACUUCUUUGCUGGAUUGGCGUACUUCUACUUGAUGUUCAACACGGGACCAAACACAAAACGUCUGACUGUUUCGACAUGGCUGCUGCGUCAGGGCUUGAUUGACACCAGCCUUACUGCAUCUGUAGCCAACCUGCUUGCCAUCGCCAUUGAACGCCACAUCACCGUGUUCCGCAUGCAGUUACACACACGCAUGAGCAACCGGCGCGUGGUGGUUGUGAUUGUCAUUAUCUGGACUAUGUCCAUAGUCAUGGGGGCGAUACCCAGCGUAGGUUGGAACUGUAUCUGUAGCAUUAAGUCUUGCUCCAACAUGGCACCUCUCUACAGCAACUCUUACUUGGUCUUCUGGGCAGUGUUUAAUCUUGUGACUUUUGUUGUCAUGGUGACACUAUAUGCCCACAUCUUUGUGUAUGUGAGGCAGAGAACCAUGAGGAUGUCACGGCACAGCUCUGGACCACGUCGCAACCGAGAUACCAUGAUGUCUCUUCUGAAGACUGUGGUCAUUGUGUUGGGUGCGUUCAUCAUUUGCUGGACCCCUGGUUUGGUCAUCCUCCUCCUUGAUGUUUUCUGCGCUAGCUGCAAUGUCUUGACCUACGAAAAGUUCUUCCUGCUACUCGCCGAGUUCAACUCAGCCAUGAAUCCUAUCAUCUACUCCUACCGUGACAAGGAGAUGAGCGCAACCUUCAGGCAGAUCCUGUGCUGCCAGAGGCAGGAGAAUGUGAAUGGGACGGCAGCAGAGGGAUCUGACCGAUCUGCAUCUUCCAUCAAUCACACGGUGCUGACUGGCAGCACCAUGCACCACCAUCACCACCACAAUGAACAUUCGGUGGUAUAAAAAAAAGAAAGAAAAAAGAAAAAGCCCAAUGUCUUGGGUAUGAAUCCAUCUUGAAGGGAUUAUUCUCUACAGGAGAUACAGACUGAGAGAAGGUAAAUGAGUGUAUGUCAAGAAGAAUAUGGCAACUAGAGUGAAAGCUGAAAAGACUCAAGCUGCCUGAAGACAGAGCUGAAGAGAACUCUGAUAGGCUGUUAUUAUUUUGUUUUGUUAAUUUCCAUUUGUGUUAAAUGUGUUGUCACAGGUAAAGAUGAUAUGAUCUAUUUAAAAUCUGUGAAGUAGAGUAUUGCCAGUAUAGCCCAUCCUCUUUAUCCAAUCUUCCUAACUUUAUGCCUGGUAGGUUUGUACUAUUACUCGUCUAGAGUCCCAUCAUUAUAAAAAGUAUCGAACUUAACAUCCUACAUUUAUGUUAUUGUUGGUUGCUGACUCACCUGAUCCCAGAUUUACAACAUAGUGUUUUUGAUUUUCAUCUCCAUUUGUUGGGCAGAAGCUUUAACUUUAAAUGGAUGUGGUGUAGGCUCGAGGCAGGAUAUUGUUACCAAUGUUAUAUAUAUUUCAAAAGAUGUCAUCCAAAGUGAAAUCCUGCCUAUAUUCACUUGUUUUCCAUGUUUUACAAUCUACCAAAACCCUGUGACACUGUUUCAUCCAUGAAUUCAACACAGUAUUUUAAUAACCUCAAACAUUAUCAUUUUCUGCUGUAGAGUUGUCAUCUAUUGUUUAGCAACAAGUAAGUUACAAAGUACAACCAGAUUUGUUUUUUUUUUCAUUCUAUUCUACCUAUCCUCUUUUAUGAACACGCUCUUGUGAAUCCAUUAAAUCAGGUUUUUGCUUCCAUUCAGUUUAAAUAAAGUAAGGAUCCAAUGUUUGCUACAAAUCCUGGAUUGUUUACUCCCUCUAAGGAUUUAAAGGCAAGCUGUUCCAGGGAAAAGAGUAGGAGGAGGACAGUUAUGUGAAGACAGGAUGAGAGUCAUGUUUGGUGCACUUUCAGAGACUUCAUAUUAUGACACCAAAUGUGCUGAGCAGACUGCCUCUCAGUGUUUUCCUUGGUCCCCUGAUGCUGACCUCGGGAGGGAAAAGGGGGAAUUGUGGAAGUGAAUGUGAAAGUAUCGCCUGAGUUAGUACCAAAUUGCUUUGUGGUACCUUGAGAAUGGGUUCUUUAACAGAACAACUUAAAAUUAAAAAAGAAAAUCAAAACUUCCUUCCCCCACUCUAUUUUUACCAGCUUUCAUGAACUAAUGAUGAUACAUGAGCAUUUACCUACCUCACUUCUGGUGAAUUUAUACCAAGCGGGGUAGAGAAAUAGCAAGAAUGGCUGGUUUAAACCUUUAUGACUGAUUCUGUAGCCAUGCUAGCCACUGUGUCACAAUGCUAUGACUAUGCUGUUAGGAUGGUUAAUGACUUACAACAUAACCUUAAUUAGCAGCAAGCUGUGCAGUUUGUUGUGUCAAAUUCCUCAGAGGUUUACACUUUUAAGGCAGUUUGUAAUUUGUCAGUGGUACACAGUGAAAGCUAGCCAAAAGCAGUGCUCUUGAGUUUAGUUUAGUUUUUGUGUUUUUCACCUCCAUUGGAAAAUACACAUUUUUCUUUUAAAAAUAAAGAAUUUGAACUAAUUGUUUAGAGAAUUCUUGAACUAAAACCCCACAGACACAGAAAUGCACUAAGCUUUAGCAAAUGCUGCAGUUGUUUAACAAAAUCUGAAUGACCAGCAUAGAUUUUUACUUGCUGUAACAUUGGUAUCAGUGAUAUGAAGUAAGCAGAUAUCCAACCAAAACAUGUUUUAUUUUGUGUCUCUGUCAGAGAGAUAGUUGACGCUUACAUUAAAAGUAUUAUUGGUAGCUUAUUUUGAUUUUUAUGACAGCAAUGACAAAUUAAAGUCUAUUCUUAUCUUCCCGCCUUAGGGUGCCUUUAUAACUGACUCACUUAUGAGCCAGUGCAGUUCGAAUGGUGUAAUAUUUCCACAAGUGCUCUCAUUAACUUGCGAUUUUGUGCCAGCUGAAAUCCAGCAUGGCAAUGCUAUGAUGCACAUUGUUAAAAAUUGCAAACUGAAUGUUUUAAAUCAAAACACAUUUUGGCCAAAAUACAUAGACAAACCUCCCAAAAACCGACAGCGAAGUGAGAAUCACUGCCAAAAGUACAGUCAAACGUUUUCCAGGAAACCAGAUGUUUUUCAGGAAUUUCAGCUGCAGAGUUAACAUUAAGUCACCAGGUAUCUUUGCCCAGAUGUUUGGCCUAUUAAUCAGGCAAUUUAUGUUGUGAUAUACAGACAAAAAGUUUUUUUCACCAUCACUCUGCAACACUUGCAUACAUUUUUGAUGCAUGUGUGAGAUAAAGCACUGUGGUCUAGGGCACCUUAGUCAUCACUUUUAUUAGUCAUUUCCUUCCUGUGCCGGUGCUUUUUUUUUUUUUAUCUCUAGCUGUACUUCUACUUGAGACAAAAUGAGAGAAAUAUUCUAAGGAACCAAUCCCCCAUAGCAAACUUCUUGUAUUAAAUUUGUACAGCUUUCACACUUUAAUGUCAUAAAAAUCUUGACCAGAUUUUGUCAAUAUAUGGCUCUGGACCCAACGCUCCAUAUUUGAAAUUCACUGUAACAUUUCUUUUAAGUAUUAAUUCAGGUUAUUAUAUCAAACCAACUAAACAUUCAGUGUCUUUGUUUACUAGUGUGUCAGUCUUUGUGUACCUUUGUAAGUAUGUGUGUACAAUAUGUAUAUAUAAAAUAUAUUAUGCAAAGUUAAUCACCAAAGGGAAACAUGUUUUGUGUCUGUAAAUUUCACUGUGUUAUACUCUGUCCAGAUGUACUGUAGGGUUGUUUGUAUGGUUUUUUUUUAAAUGCCAUUUGUAUUGUGAUCCUAAAUAAUGACUUUCCCAUAAACACUAUUACAGCAACAUUAA